AUGUCGGAUCGUUAUAGGCCCCCUACAGGCCCAAGGAACAGUUCUAAAAAAUAUGACGAUCGAAAGAAUGGCUCGAAGCCUAGUUAUAAAUCGUCAUAUUCAAUGAGGGACUCUUCUUCGCGUGACAGAUAUCCUCCAACUGGGCCGAAGCGAUAUACGGAAAGAGAUACGUAUCGCUCUGGAUCUUCACAAAAUGAUGCAUAUCAAUCGGGAGCAAGAAACAGACCAUCAGGUCCUUCAGGAUAUAGACCAUCAAAUAGUGAAGGGAGAAAUUACACUAACACGAAUAAUGUUUCUAGAGAUCAUAAUGGAAAAUCAAUAGGUCAAGGAGGAACAAAAAGACUGUUCCCCUCAGAACCCAAGGGAUUUGCAAAUGAUAAAAAAAGGAGAGAUUUAGGAGGUCCUUCUUCUGUCCCAACAACGGCUCCUUCCACAGGUUAUAAAGAUAAUGGAGGUGGGUACAGAAAUGCAAGGUAUGACAGCAAACAGAAAGUUAAUUUUAAUAAGUUCCCAAAGGGUCCUAAGUCUUUGGGGGGGCCCGUUGAUAAAAAUCGCUUCUCGGGAGGUGACUUCAAAAGACAGGUUACUCCAUCUGCAAUACAGUUGAAAAAAUCACAGAUUUAUUCUGUUAAAGUAAGCAAGCCUUUUGAGAUAUAUGAAAGAGUACAACAGGUGGGCGAAGGAACUUAUGGUAAGGUUUAUAAAGCUAAAAAUUGCAUAACCGAAGAAUUUGUUGCCCUCAAAAAAUUGCGAUUAGAGAGCGAACGUGAGGGGUUUCCAAUAACUGCAAUGAGAGAAAUCAAGUUACUUCAGUCUUUUGAUCACGAAAAUGUUGUUGGCUUACUAGAAAUGAUGAUUGAACACAAUCAGAUAUAUAUGGUUCUUGAUUACAUGGAUCACGAUUUAACUGGUUUACUUACUCAUCCCGAUUUAAAGCUUGAAGAAAGUCACAAAAAGUUUAUAUUCAAACAAUUAAUGGAGGGUCUUAACUAUUUGCAUAAGAGAAGAGUUAUUCAUAGAGAUAUCAAGGGCUCCAAUAUACUUUUGGACAAUAUGGGGAGGGUCAAGAUUGCUGACUUUGGAUUAGCCAGAACUAUGAAGAUAGUGAAUGAUCAUAUAAGUCCUGAUUACACCAAUAGAGUUAUUACCAUAUGGUACAGACCUCCUGAAUUAUUAUUGGGUUCCACUAAUUACGGAAGAGAAGUUGAUAUAUGGGGUGUUGGGUGUCUUUUAAUAGAGCUAUAUUCUAAAGUAGCAGCAUUCCAAGGAUUUGAAGAGGUUGGCCAACUACAUAAAAUAUUCAAUAUAAUGGGUACUCCUACCGUUGAAAGCUGGCCGGAAAUUGAAGACUUACCAUGGAUUGAAAUGUUGAAACCCAAAAUUAAUAAGGCUAGCAAUUUUAGAAAUCAAUAUGCGUCAAUCAUGUCGGAGCAAAGUUUUGACCUUGCAGAAAAAUUGUUGCAGUUGAAUCCUGCAAAAAGAUUGACGGCAGAGGAGGCAUUGCAACAUGCUUAUUUUACUGACCAACCGGCACCAGAGCCACUUCUUUUUCUUAAGGACAUCAAAGGUGAAUGGCAUGAGUUUGAAACGAAAAAGAGAAGAAGAAAAGAGAGAAAAAGAUUACAAGAAGAAAAAACAAACCAGCAGUCUCUCGCACAGCUGGUUCCUCAAACUCAGCCCAGUGCUCCUCCUUCACAACAAAUGAUAACACCGUCUCAAACAUUAGCAUCCCCAUCUCAGGCGGUCAACGGUAUUUCAGAUACGCCGUUAGGUGUACCUGAAUAA
Messenger RNA from Priceomyces carsonii, 1785 nucleotides. Its product is annotated as cyclin-dependent serine/threonine protein kinase. The coding region runs from base 1 to 1785 and encodes 594 amino acids. Gene Ontology annotation, cellular component: nucleus; cyclin/CDK positive transcription elongation factor complex. The record is from RefSeq and is a predicted model, not a curated record. Gene Ontology annotation, molecular function: ATP binding; RNA polymerase II CTD heptapeptide repeat kinase activity; cyclin binding. Gene Ontology annotation, biological process: protein phosphorylation; positive regulation of transcription elongation by RNA polymerase II. NCBI's taxonomy places the organism in Eukaryota, Fungi, Ascomycota, Pichiomycetes, Serinales, Debaryomycetaceae. The transcript has a single exon.